Messenger RNA from Trichosporon asahii var. asahii CBS 2479, 5271 nucleotides. RefSeq lists its product as uncharacterized. The transcript is spliced from 3 exons. Bases 1 to 5271 code for a protein of 1756 amino acids. Lineage: Eukaryota; Fungi; Basidiomycota; Tremellomycetes; Trichosporonales; Trichosporonaceae. The record is from RefSeq and is a predicted model, not a curated record.
AUGGCUUCCUCUUCUGGCGACGGAUCCCACGCUCUUUCACCUUCCCAACGUCCUUCCUCGCCCCCGAUACCUAUACGGUACGUCCCGCCUCCGUUGAUCUCGGACCGCUCGUCUUCCUCGGAAUCGACGUCUUCCUCCUCCACCCUAGCGGCUCCACCGCCUUCCUCCAAUCGCUUUUCCCUGCUCGCCGCCCGCAGUCCGCCGUCUUCCUUUGGUCGCGAACAUCGCCUCAGCCUUCUCUCGAACAGCCCUGGUGUUUUUGAAGGGAAGGACGACCAGCGUGCCCAGUUCCUCCAGAACUUGGCCCUCGACAAAGCUCUCGCCGACGAGUGGCAGCUAAUCGACGCGCCGGCUCCCGAAGCCACGCUUCCCAAGCCGCCCUCCAGAAGGAGCUCCUCCCGCCGGCUAUCUGCCAUCAUGUCGUUCGGCGGUGACACCAAGAACGCCCAGAAGCCCGGGCUCAAGAAGAGCAACAGCUUCUUCCGUCGUCUGAAGGGAGGUGGCCACGAUGAGGAGACAGCGCCCCCCGUUCCCGACGUCGCUCCACAGAUUCCCCGACUCUCCACCUUCCUUUUGGACAAGGACCAGCCGUUAAUUCCUCCCAACAGCAGCCUUAAUGGAUCAGCCACGCCCCGGGCCAACGCAAGCCCCGUCCCUCACAGCCCGUCUCCUUCAGGUCCCCGCCCUCCAUCCAAAGCUGGUCCGCAACACUACUCGUUGCCUCCCGGAGCAUCAUUGCCUCCUGGUGCCGGAUUACCUCCUGGAGCUGGGUUCGGACCUGCCCCGAUCCCAGGACGCUCUCCCAUGUCCCCGACUAGCCCCACCGGGCCCGGUGGACCCCGGAUGGCUCCCUGGUCCGGCAGCCCCGCUCCUCCCGAGGGAGGCCUCGCGAACGCUCCCACUCCACCUCCCAGACACCCGUUGAAUCAGCCGAACGGAAGCAUUCCAAACGGGGUUCCCAAUGGUGUGCACCAGCCUGCGCCCAAGCGGACGUCUUACGGUAUCCCAAACGGGCCAGGUUCAGCGAACGGUCACGCUGUUGGUUACGCCAACGGCGCCCCGAACGGUGUGCCCAACGGAUUGCACAAGUCAAACGGAUCCAUGAACGGCUACGCAAACGGAUCCGCGAGCGGUCAUUCGAACGGAUCGGCGAACGGCCAUGCGCUGCCGAACGGCGCGAUCAACCCCCGCCCUCUGCCAUCACGGAAGGGAAGCGCGCCAGUGCCGUACCUGAACCAGCCUAACGGCUACGGACCUCAGACCAUGUCUCCCCCGACCUCGCCAACCGACGGCAAGUAUGUGCAGCACCACAUCCCGUACUCGCAGCCGCAUCAGAUCUACUCUCGCCCUCCUCUCCUUGACCAGACUCUGGCUGGACGCGCCAACUCGCAGCCAUCCAGCGCGGCGGCGACUCCCUCCCCUCCCCCGGCUCACAUGGGACAGUCUCACUCGGCUCAGCAGAAUGGCUCGCACCAUCGGGUGCUCUCCAAGAGCCCUCCCGCUCAUUACCAGGGCCCGAUGAGCCCGCCAACGUCUCCGCCGCAGCGUGUUACCUCUCCAGAGGCCGUUCGUCCGAUGUCGCCUCCUUCGCAGGCAUUCUCAUUACCUCCCGGUGCCGGCCCCGCGAAGCCUCCUACCGGCCCCCGGUCAUCGCGUCCGAACGGUGUGCCUACGCAGCACCACGUCUUUCAGCAGGCGCCCUCUCCCCCUGCUUCGUUUGGCAGUCAUCAGGGACAUCAACGUGGGCCCUCUGCUGGAUUUAGCGCCCAGGCCCACCCGCAGCGACCCCCGACUGCUCCCAAUGGCGCGGCUGCUCCUCUGCAACGAGUGACUUCUCCCCAGUCUUCUCACGGACACAGCACUUCUCCACCGCCGCCUUCGCAGAUGGCUCCGCAACCCAACGGCUACUUUGCCGUUCGUCCUCCUGUUAACGGCCACCCCGCCCCUGGUCCCCAGUCGCACAUGCCGAAUCGCACGUCUUCGAUAUCUCCUCCCCAGCCUUCACACAUCGCAAAUGGUGCCGCCCACCCCCAGCAGCAGAAGCAGCCGCCGGUCAUGGCGACGCGACCGGCACGUUCGACAUCGGUCUCGAGGAGUACUGCGCCGGUGCAGGCCGCAGCUCCCCCUCCGCCUUUACCGGAAGGAGCUGAGAACCGACGAUGGAGCUCUCGCCCGGGCGCUACGCAGCCGAACGGUGCUCCUGUCGGCAUGACGACAAGCACGGGCGCCAGGGUCGAAAUUGUGGGCAACCAGCAGCACGCGCAUGCGCUGCCGCCGAGCUCUGGGGCAUCGGUGUCGGUGGUUGCGAGCAGUCGCCCGCAGUCUGCGUCGAGUCGACCGCAGUCUGCUCGGCAGGUGUCCAACGACAACUACGGCUCGCGAGGCAUUGCGUCACCUCCACCUGUUCCUGCACCAGUGCCAGUGCCAGUGGCCGGGGCUGCGCCCGCUGGAAUAUCUGCGCCCGCCCCUGGGCCUGCGCUCGCCCCCGCGGCUGGCGUCCACACGCAGCAGCAGCAGCAGCAGCAGCACGCGCGGACGACGCCCGAGAAGCCUGAGCGUGCAGCCGAGAGAUCUCUGCCGCACCUUCCUCAGUUGUCAACGCAGCCGUCAGACUUGGCCCCUCCCACCUCUGGAACCGCCGCGCCGAUCAUCAGCCCGACUCCCAAAAGCGCUGCUCUCCCCCGGCCCACCAUCGUCAUUCCGCAGACUUCCUCAAACACUCCUCCCCCCAAGGUCACCCCUUAUGCGCCUACGCCUGUCAACAACGCUGUAAACGCACCCGCCCCUUCGUCGACAACCAACACUGUCAAGCCCGCACCCGCACCUCUACCUGCAUCGGCACCCGCUGCUCCGCCCGCCGUUCACCACCAGCAGAACGGCCACCCGCCGAAUAUGGGUUCGAGCGUGUCCCGGGCCUUCGAUUCGCACAGCUCUGCCGGCCAAGGAGCAGCGCCAAGCCUUCCAGCGAGUCGUGUCCAGCCCAACGGCUACACCAACGGCCAUGCCAACGGCCACGCCAAUGGUCAUGCCAACGGAAAGCCCAACCAGAUUGGAAACGGCCUUCCCAGUGCUCUGAAGGGAGUUCCGGCGGGCUUCCGCACAUCGCAUUCGGCCACAGCGCGCCGCAUCGCAUCGUCACCCCUGGCCAGCCCCGUGACGUCGACAGCGCCCAACAACCCGAUCACCACUCCUAUACCCCGGCCUUACGGUUCGCGAUCUGUAUCCCAGCCUUCGUCGUCAGCUGCUGCCCCGUCGUCGUCGUCAAACUCGAGCCAGAACUCCUCGACCGAGAUUGACAAGGACAUUGUGGACAUGAUCCAGGGUCGUCCUUCGGUUAUGAGCCGAAGCCGACCGACGAGGAAGAACGACAAGUCGCUGACUUACCUCCUGUCCCACCCGCGUGUGGUCAUCUCGCUGCUGCCUUUCCUGAACAUCAACCAGUUCUUGAACCUGCUCGCUUCGGACAAUGACCUCAGGAAGUACAUCUCGGGAGAGAUGGUCGGCCGUUGGGUCAUGCGCGAGUGGGGUGUGACCAUCGAGAAGGAGCGUGGACGCUCGUGGCCUGGACUGACUGUCUGGGAGGGAUUCCUCGAGUCGCUCCUGCACGAUCCGGCCGUGUACAGCACGUACCCGGAGCAGUACCACAAUCUGCUUCGCCAUCUCAGCUUGUCGCACACGCUCGUGGUUCUCUUCCUGCGAACCAUGCCCGCUUCGUCGUUCCCUUUCUCGGCGCCCUUACCGUUCGAUGACGAUCUCACGCCGCCCCAGCUGCACAAGUCGAGCUCGGUCGCCAGCUUCACCAGCGGCAUGAUUACGCCGCCGCGCCGACCUGGUGGUUCUCGCCCCGGAUCUCGCGCGGGUUCUGUUGCUGGCUCGGAGCCUGGCAGUCCGUUUGGCAGGAUGCCUCGCCGCGAGCGAGUCGUCGAAGUUGUCAUGCCGGAGCCGCUGUCGGCGACUCCGCAGUCGGCGUCGGCUGUCACCAAGCCCUGGGACGCAGCCAGCAUGAACACGAGCAUGGGCAGCCGCCUGCGCCGCCGCCGCGGUUCGGGAAGCUCUGUGCAGUCCGGAGUGCCCAUUGGCACGUUUGGCCGCAAGCGCGCCAACUCUGUGUCGUCUAUGAACACGAUGGCGCUGCAGGCUCCACCGUCGCACAACGCUGUUCCCUUGCCGCAGGGCAAGGCCGGCCUUCCCCCGGUCAGCUAUCCCACUGCGAAGCGAUACGAGUUCACCAACUACGGUGGGCACUCGUCCAAGCACUCGAUCGGCGGAGGAUUCUCGAGCCGCCCCGGAUCGAUCAUGUCGGCACAGACGAGCAACGCCCACAGCUCGAUGCCGUCCACGAUCAAGGGCAACGCCUGGGGCUCGCGAUCGACGACGCACAUCUCGUCGGCUCAGCAAUCGCUCGACCUGCCGGUUCCGCCACCGAUCGGCGGCAGCGGCAGCCGCUCGUCGAUGAACGGCAGCGACAGCCAUCGCUCGCGCAACUCGGAGCGCGGAUCGCACUCGCCCAUCCAGCGUCGCUGGGACUCUCCUACGCAGGGCAGCAAGUACGAGCCCGCGUUCGACCGCCCGCCGCCGUACAUGCCCGGCCGUGCGCCGAUCCUGCGUGUGUUCGUUCCUGUCUCCGAGCGCGUUCCCCGCUGGCCGUCCGCCGAGGGUGCCGCCGCGUCGUGGCGCGAGCUCGAGAAGUGCGGUGCCAGCAAGCGUAUGCGCCUCGGUGAUCUUGUCGUCAAUACUGCGCUCAACAAGCCGACAAACACGGAGCACGUGCUCAUCUACAUUCCGUUCAUCGAGCACAAGCUUGUGCCGCUUGAGUACAACCACUGCACGACGGGCCACCUGCCGCAUUACCUGGACGCCUUUGCGCUGUCGCCGAUGUACUACGACCCGUUCCUGCCGACGCCGCAGAUCAUCUACCUCGACUUCUCGCCGUUCGCUAAGCAGGCAAUGGACAGUGUGCGCUUAGCGCACGACCGUCGCGACGUUACUGUCGCAUCCGGUGCGCGCAUCUCGGCCAAGCGUUACCUGCACGUCGCUGGAUUCGAGGUUGUGCCGACGCCGGACGAGCGCAUCGCGAAGGAGUGGGCGGGCCAGAUCUCGCUCGAGGCCGAGGGCACCGCCGAGGGCCGCCACGAGAUGGAGGCGCGCUUCGGCUUCGGCGACCCGCGGCAGUGUCAGAUGGGUGCGUGGGAGGUUGUGCGCGAGCGCUCCAUGGUCGGCAGUCUGUGGCUGCGCCUUGUGCGCGAGGAGCCGCGCAUCAGUAAGGCCUAG